UGAUUUCACAAUGGGCUCCAUUGGCACAGCAAGCGCAGAGUUUUGCUUUGAUGUGUUCAAAGAGCUGAAAGUCCACCACGUCAAUGAGAACAUCUUCUACUCCCCCCUGAGCAUCAUUUCAGCCCUGUCCAUGGUCUACCUAGGUGCAAGAGAAAACACUAAGACUCAGAUGGAGAAGGUUAUUCACUUUGAUAAAAUCACAGGACUUGGAGAGUCCAUGGAAUCUCAGUGCGGCACAGGUGUAAGCAUCCACACUGCACUUAAAGACAUGCUGUCCGAAAUCACCAAACCAAGUGACAAUUAUUCACUCAGCCUUGCCAGUAGACUUUAUGCUGAACAGACAUAUGCAAUCCUGCCGGAAUACUUACAGUGUAUUAAGGAACUGUAUAAAGAAAGCUUGGAAACUGUCAGCUUUCAAACAGCUGCCGAUCAAGCCAGAGAACUCAUCAAUUCCUGGAUUGAAAGUCAGACAAAUGGAGUGAUCAAAAAUUUCCUUCAGCCGGGCUCUGUUGACUCCCAGACUGAACUCGUCCUUGUUAAUGCCAUAUACUUCAAAGGAAUGUGGGAGAAAGCAUUUAAGGAUGAAGACACUCAAGAAGUGCCUUUCAGAAUAACUGAACAAGAAAGCAGACCUGUGCAGAUGAUGUAUCAGGCUGGUUCAUUUAAAGUGGCAACAGUGGCUGCUGAGAAAAUAAAGAUCCUAGAGCUUCCAUACGCCAGUGGAGAGCUGAGCAUGCUCGUGCUGUUGCCUGAUGACAUCUCUGGCCUGGAGCAGCUCGAGACUACAAUCAGCUUUGAAAAACUAACUGAGUGGACCAGUUCUAACAUGAUGGAAGACAGGAACAUGAAGGUGUACCUCCCUCGCAUGAAGAUUGAGGAAAAAUAUAAUCUCACAUCUGUCUUAAUAGCUUUGGGUAUGACUGAUCUGUUCAGCCCAGCAGCCAAUCUGUCUGGCAUCUCUGCAGCAGAGAGCCUGAAGAUGUCCGAGGCCAUCCAUGCAGCAUAUGUGGAAAUCUAUGAAGCAGAUAGUGAGAUUGUCAGCUCUGCAGGGGUUCAGGUGGAGGUUACAAGUGAUUCGGAAGAGUUUAGGGUUGACCACCCGUUCCUCUUCUUGAUCAAACACAACCCAACCAACAGCGUUCUCUUCUUUGGCAGGUGCAUUUCCCCUUAAAGAGAAGAAAGCUGAAAGAGUUUCUGUCCUUCAGAGCAAGACCCACAGCACUGUAGUAUCAAGCAUAAAAAGAAAGGCAUACUAUCUGUUUCACCCAUAUUUUCUAAAAACUGAAAGCUGUAUUAAAAAAAUAUUUAUUUUGUUAAAUCAGAGAAUAAUUAUCCCAUGAAAUCCAGGACCACUUAUCUUUCCUAAGUCAAUGGAAUCCCAAGGAAAUCACGGUGAACACAAAUGUUCCUCAUGAAAGCUAACACUUCAGUGCUGAUGCUGGAUUAUACUGAAAAAUCAUAAUCCAAUUUAUCAUCAGAAGUUUUGUGGUCCAAAAUGCAGCUUUCCCAUUUUCCAGGUUUCUCUAGGACCAAAAUUUUUGGUGACUCCUCCAGAAUUAGUUACUAGAAAGCUCUCAGAUUAAGUUCUAAACUGUCACCAGCCAUUCCUACUCCUACAAGGAUACUGCUUUUUCUUUGUGCUCCUGAUACUACAGGGCUCUGCCUCACUUUCCAAAGACGCAUUAUAGAAAUCUUAGCAUUCACUUCUCUCCUUAAACAUUUUUGGCUCAAUUGCAAUGGCCAAAUACGGAAUACUACUCUUCAAAUUGAUUUCCAUGUAUACCUCUGCAUCCAAAUCUAAUGGGUCUUGUGGAUGUAUUCUUUUGCUUCUUUAAUCAUAAUAAAAACAUUUUUAAGCAAA
Molecule: messenger RNA, 1861 nt
Organism: Struthio camelus australis
Lineage: Eukaryota; Metazoa; Chordata; Aves; Struthioniformes; Struthionidae
Product: ovalbumin
Biological process (GO): negative regulation of endopeptidase activity
Molecular function (GO): serine-type endopeptidase inhibitor activity
Source: RefSeq, a predicted model, not a curated record